AUGCUGCAACCAGCUCGAAUCAUCCUAUUAAAAGAAGGCACUGAUACCUCUCAGGGUAUCCCACAAAUAGUGAGUAACAUUACCUCCUGUGAAGCGGUUGCCGAUGCCGUUCGUUCCACUUUGGGCCCUCGGGGAAUGGAUAAGAUGAUCAUAGACGAUCGCGGAAAGGCUACGAUAUCCAAUGACGGAGCCACCAUUUUGAAGCUUUUGGAUGUUGUGCACCCCGCGGCGAAAACGCUGGUUGAUAUCGCGCGUGCUCAGGAUGCUGAGGUCGGUGACGGCACUACUACGGUGACUAUUCUGGCUACAGAAUUCCUCAAGCAAGUAAAACCAUUUUUGGAAGAAGGAGUUCACCCCACUGUAAUCGUUCGCGCCUUCCGUAUUGCGGAGAAAAUGGCAUUGAAGAAACUCGAUGAGCUGGCCUGUCAUAUUCGAAAAGUUGCCCCGAGUGAACAAAGACAAAUGCUGGAGAAAUGUGCGGCAACUUCCCUUAGUUCGAAGCUCGUCGCAGCACACAAAGGGUUCUUCGCUAAGCUGGUUGUUGACGCCGUCACCGUUUUGGACGCUCACCUGCCUAUGAAAAUGAUCGGCAUAAAAAAGGUAUCUGGAGGCGCAUUGGAAGACUCGUUUCUCAUUGCUGGGGUUGCUUUCAAAAAGACGUUUAGCUAUGCGGGCUUUGAAAUGCAACCAAAGUCUUACAAGUCCCCGAAGAUUGCUCUUUUAAAUAUUGAACUGGAGUUGAAGGCGGAGAAGGAAAAUGCUGAAGUUCGUGUGCAUUCCGUAGAAGAAUAUCAGAAAAUUGUGGAUGCUGAGUGGCAGAUUUUAUAUGAGAAGCUCGAAAUACUGCAUAAAAGUGGCGCGAAAAUUGUUCUUUCCAAAUUACCCAUCGGGGACGUAGCCACACAGUAUUUUGCCGACCGUGAUAUGUUCUGUGCGGGUCGCGUCCCCGAAGACGAUUUGUCUCGCACACAAAUGGCCUGUGGUGGAAGUGUCCAAACGACAGUACAAGGACUCGCUGAAAGUGCACUCGGUACUUGUGAAACUUUUGAGGAGGUACAAAUUGGCUCUGAGAGGUAA
Molecule: messenger RNA, 1077 nt
Organism: Echinostoma caproni
Lineage: Eukaryota; Metazoa; Platyhelminthes; Trematoda; Plagiorchiida; Echinostomatidae
Source: the annotation of a GenBank genome assembly